AUGGAGGCACUAGAAAAUGUGCUCGGCGUGAAGUUCGAUAAUCUGGAUGCUUUUGAUGAGGCUAGUCGUAGUUGGACAGAUUCCGAAAAGGCAUACUUGGCGAAUUGCCAUGAUCAAAGGUUCCAAGCUAACAAUAGCCUAUGGAAGGAGCUGGAUAUUUUGAAGGAAAAGCAUAAGAAAGUUCAAAUGACCUUGAACGACGUGAUUCCACCUUUGCGGGAGUACAUCGAAAGUUUCAACCAACAGCUCACCGACUUCACAAGCGACCUGGGAUUUAUCAGAAAUAAAUCCUCUGAACUUAAGUCGUUGCUAGAGUAUAACUCUACGAAGCUGGCAAAUGUUAGCCCUCUAGUCAACGAUCUUAUGUUAUCGCCGUCAGUUAUCAACGACAUCGUUCACGGGAAGGUAAAUGAACCAUGGUUAGAUGGGAUCGCAUAUCUCAAAGAUAAACAGCAGAUAUAUGCAAAGUAUCUGAAUUCCGAUGAAAUUGCUGUACCCAAAGAUUUUGACCGGUUGUGCGAAGUUCUAGAGUACCUCAAGGCGAUGAUUCUCGAGAAAUCGAGGCGAUUCGUGGUGCAUCAGAUUAAGCUCUUGAGAAGUCACCAACCGAUUCCUUCACAACAGAUUCAGAAGAAGUUGAUCGAAGUAAAGGAGAUAUUUCAGUUUAUUGUCGAGAAUGAUCAUUCUUUAGCUUUGGAACUAAGGCAGGCCUAUGCCUAUAGCAUGAGGUGGUACUAUAAGGCGUACUUUGCCCGCUAUAUCCGAUCGUUGACGAUUUUACAAUUCAAAAGCAUCGAUUCGCAGUAUGCAUUGGGGAACGGACUUUCCAACACAUCCAUAAACAGAUCAACCACUUUCGGGAUAUCCAAUUAUCUAACGGCGAGCUACGGGAGGUCUGCUGGAACAAUCACAGACGAAUCGAUCCAGGAAUACUUUCAGGUCGAUAAAAGGAUCUCACUGCUUACACAGGAAGACAACACCGUCAUGGUGUCACAGAUCGCUGAAAAUAACACUAUGCAGAACUACAUCGAGAUCGGAUACAAGAACCUCAACCUAGCUAUUCUCGAUAACUGCCGAGUGGAAUUAGAAUUCGUUAAGACCUUUUUUCAAUUAAGUGCCAACGAGGAGGAAUCGCUAGGCCUCGUUGAACAGAUUUUCCAAAACACAUUCAAUGAAGCUUUGGAGUACACUAGACAACUAAUCCAACACACAUACGAUCUAUUCGGCGUUCUAAUAAACAUCAGAGUCACGCAACAGCUACAACUGGAGUCUGAGAAACAUCAUUUGACUGUGAUGAAGGAUUAUCUCGAUACUCAGCUGAUGAUAUUAUGGCCCAAACUGCAGCAGCUUGUUGAUUUCCAAUGCGAAAGCUUGCGUAAAGUGCCCAUAACCACCAGCAUAGCAAAGCUGUACGGUAGCCAAGAAGAUCCCCUCACAACACCACAUGAGCUAACGGUACAGUUCUCCCGAUUUUUGACCAGUCUUUUGAAGCUUGCGACAACGCAUGAGAAACAAGUAGACGAGAGAUCAGAGCCACUCUACAAUUCAAUCAUACGGAUAAGGAACGAUUUUGAAACAGUCAUGACAAAGUGUAGCAAAAAGUCCAAGUCUCCAGAGAGAAUGCUCGCGACGAAUUACAUGUACCUUUACAACGCCAUACAACACAUGCACAUACAUGAGCCCGACUCAGAACCAUUACCACUGAUCGUCAAAGAGACUGAGGACCAUUGCAAGGCUCUUGUUGAAGCGUUCAGCAAGGUCACAUGA
Messenger RNA from Torulaspora globosa, 1767 nucleotides. It is a transcript of the gene VPS52, whose product is annotated as Vps52p. The transcript has a single exon. Gene Ontology annotation, cellular component: GARP complex. The record is from RefSeq and is a predicted model, not a curated record. Gene Ontology annotation, molecular function: syntaxin binding. NCBI's taxonomy places the organism in Eukaryota, Fungi, Ascomycota, Saccharomycetes, Saccharomycetales, Saccharomycetaceae. Gene Ontology annotation, biological process: Golgi to vacuole transport; endocytic recycling; retrograde transport, endosome to Golgi. The coding region runs from base 1 to 1767 and encodes 588 amino acids.